UUAAACCGGAAACUGUGUAGCCGCUCGCAUACAGGCCAGGAGCAAGCGUUGGCCACAUGUGUUUUGCAGACCGUUUUACCGUGGAAAAAGAUCGCCGAAAAUGUCGUGUUUACGUAAUCCGUGGUAACGUGACGUUGAAACGGUGCUCCUGAACUCGCUGCUGUUGUGACAAAAUUUUUGACAUCAAACAAUCCAGGAAAGAUACGCAAAAUAUAAAGAAGAACGCAAAGAAGAAAAAUUACUUUUAUUAACAAGGUGUAUUCUGAUUGUCUACUCUAACUUCCUCGUUUCUACUCGGCACGCACUGCGUAUACUCCUAUAUUUCUUCGACGUAUAUCAUCUAUAAAGAAGGUAGAUUAACCAUCAUUUAAUUAUUCAUCGGUUAGGAAAAUAUUUGUACCGGCUGAUUUUCGAUCGUCUAGUGAAAUCGCCGAGUCAGCGUGUUCUUAACCACGCAACCUAUUGCCUCGUGUACAUAAAACGAGAAUUCUUCGUACAUUCGAUUGAAUUUUAGUAGAAAUUUUUUCGUCAGAAAUUUGUUCUUCGUUGAAUUUCUAAAGAACAUUCUGGUACGGCUGAAUUAAAAAAGUAUAAGAGAAAAAAAGAGACGUUAUAGAUAUUCAGUAACGACCGCGUGUGCACGCCGCGCCUUCUGGAAAGAGCGAUUCCUCGUGACGAGUUUCGAGUGGGCGUUCUAUUCGUCAAGAAAAAGGAGUAACGGCUAAUGUUCUACGUUUGUGUUAAAUUUAACGCCAACUUCUAUUAAAUUUAAUGUGUUCGUGCUUUGUCGAGCACGAACUCAAAAGAGACAUGAGUCCAGUCUGUAGUAUGGAGGAUAUCCUUAGAUUGAUGUUUUAAAGCCGAAUCGACACACGAUACGUCUCGAAUCUCUAAUCAGGCAACGAGGCUGUUCGGUUAGAUUAAUGUGUCCGAGGGUGUUCGACGUUCCUCAGGACUCCUCAACCGCCUGAGAGGAAGCAAUAUCUUAUAAAACCUUUUUGAACAAAAUCCUCGUGUUCGGACCUCGUGUUUUGUCUUUCGGCGCGUACUAUUCAAAAUGGCGGCCAAGGUGGCCAGUGGCACGCAGGGAAGUGCCGAGAAGGAACAGUGCCCCGGAGUCUCUUAUGCAAGUAUCUUGAAUCCAAAAAGUGGCACCGAGACCCGAGUUGUUAACAAAGGUAACAACAAGGAGAACAUUGGUAAUCAAGUGGUUCAACAACAAUCCGUACCCAUCAAGGAUUGUAUUGCUUCUCAGAAUUUAACUGUUAAAGGGAAGUCUUAUCAAAGAACUGGAAGGAGAAUCAACUCACAAAGCAAAAUCGAAAAACGUUAUGGAAACGAAUUACCAACUGGCAUUGAACAGAAUCAGUUAGUUAUUCAGAAGGAUAAUUUAGUUGAGGAAAGACAAGAAGCCACUGUUGAACAAAUGAAUGGUGACAUAGGAAGUGAUGGAGAAUUUCAGACAGUAGCACCAAAGAGUGCUAGAAGAAAAGAAAAGUUAAGGGAGCAGCAGCGAGAUUUUAGAGAAAGGCAGAAACAUCGUGAUCAUAGACAUCCUCUUCGUGGUCAUACUGGAAGCAAUGAAAGAUCUUAUAAGGAACGAGAACGUGGAGAUAGAGGAGGUAUGGAGCAUGUUGUGGGAAAUAAAGAUGUUUUGAAAGAUAAAGAAGAAACAGAGGCAGAAUCGGAAAUUCAAUCUUCAGCUCCUGUUAAAUAUGUAGAAGCUCCUUUACCUGCAGUCAAUCCGUGGACUAAAAGUAAAAUUAUAACACCAGUUACACCUGCAAAUUUUGUCUCUACUGUACCUUCAGGGACUGUGGUAUCUAUGGAAAAACAAACUGACAAAGAAAAAAGAAUACUUCAACCUCAGCAGCAGCAAGGGAUUGUUGAAAAUGGCAUCAACACUGGAAAUCAUCCGACUAUUGUGACGGUGUCAAAGGAUAGAAGAAAAUUUAAUCAAAAGGCGAGCGACUUCUCAGAUAUCGGCGAUUGGCCAACUUUAGAAGCUUCAGGAGAGAAGAAGACAGUUGUAACAGCACAGAAGCAAAAUGGUGUGAUUGAACAAAAUAACUGCAGAGAAAGUAGCAGUAAUGCUGUUGAAAGCAGAGGAAAAGAAAACAAAGAGCAGAACCAUUGUCAGCAUGAUGAUGAAGAACAUUUGGAUAGUAAUGAAAAGAAAAAAAAAGUGAACAAGCAGAAAUGGGUACCGUUGGAAAUAGAUAUAGCAAAAAAUCGGAGCAAAAGAGAUCGGUCACCAAAGUACCAUAAUCAGAGGGAAAAGAGUGGAGAAGAAUUAUAUCUUUUAACAGAAGCAGAUUCGUAUAGAAAUAGAGAGCAUGAUAGGCCAGCGUAUAUUACAAGAGGUGGACGAGGUGGGCGAAGUUACAGAGGAAGAGGAGGGCGUGGUGGACGAGGCUCUUAUCGUGGUGGUUUCAGGCACAGACAUGACCAAGUUUAUAUGCAGAUGCAUAAAUUUGGUCUUUUGGAUCCUAAUUAUAUGGUGGGUUACAUGGGAACAUUUUAUUUUAGUAAUUUCAUGAACAUAAAUACAUCGGCGCUUAAGGAAAUUCUGAGGAAUCAAAUAGAAUAUUACUUCAGCGAAGAGAACCUUUUAAGGGAUUUCUUUUUGCGUCGUAAAAUGGACGCACAAGGCUUUUUACCUAUUACUUUAAUUGCUUCUUUUCAUCGUGUACAAACGUUAACGACAGAUGUUGGACUUGUUAUUGAGGCGAUUAUGGAAUCCGAUAAAUUAGAAUUAGUGGAUGGAUUUAAGGUCAGAACGAAAAUAGAUCCUUUGAAGUGGCCUAUCUUGGACGCGGCUGGAAAUCCCGUAUUCUUAGAACCGUCUAAUACUUCGAAUUCAUCUCAAAACGAAGUAAUACUCUCCUCCACGUCCGAAUCCGAUUUUUGCCCUGCUGCGAGACCUUUAUCUACAAUUCCUAUUCCCCCAGUUCCGCGCGUUCUUCAAUCCAACCAUACUAUCCCAACAAUAGGAAGGCUUAGUGAAUCAGAAAGUAUAUCCUCAUUAAUAGGCGACAGUUUAAAUCCUGACGUACCGGAGUUCAUACCAAUUUCGAACGAACUGACAGACAAAAAUAACGAAUCUGUUGUAUUCGAUAAUACAAGCGAAUCGUUCAAGACAGAAAAACAAUCAGUAGAAGUGAGAAGCAUUCCAGUACUAUCGAGUGACAAUUCAUUACUGCUCUCAAGAAACAAAGCUUCGAAACCGGGCGAUAAAAUGUCCACAACAGUCAAGUGUUCUAGUCCAUCCUCCGUACCAGAAGUGCAAGUCAACGGAGAAUCACAAUCUGUCAAUGAUGUUUGGAAAGAGGUAAGGCGAAGGGUGAAACCGUCACAUAAGGAAAGAAACGAAGAAAAAGAGAAAAUUGAUAACGUUAAAAGCGAAGAAAGAGAGGAGUUAGACUUUCAAUUUGACGAGGAACUUGAUACGCCACCACCAACUGGCCGCCACAAUGCAUUUUCUGAAUGGUCUGAAGACGAUGAAGAUUAUGAAUUGUCAGAUAGAGAUGUCAAUAAACUUUUAAUCUUUACACAAACGUCGGUGCCCAUGUCGACGCGUAUUCCGAAACACGAAGGUCAUGAUCGAACUGGUGACUGGACAACAAGAGUAAAAAUGACCCAGGAUCUCGAGCAAGCUAUCAAUGAUGGAUUAUACUAUUAUGAAGAAGAUUUAUGGAUGAAAGAUGGUCAAAGGUAUGGAUCUUCGUCGUCAAUUGGAAGCUAUAAAACUGUCAAUGUGAUUAGUCAAGAAGAUUUUGAAAAAAUGGCUCCUAAAGCGCCUAAAAAAGCUAAUCCGGAAGUUCCACCUCCACCACCAUCCGCAAUAGAAGAUAUGGAAGUGUCUCGUUCGCUUCCAACGCAGAUGUCAAUAACUACAGAUGGUCAAGAGAGAAGAGAUCGUCGUAUAGAUAGAAGUCGUUGGAAUGAUAAAUCGAGAAGGGAUAGUAGAAGAGGAGUGGUUCCUCGUUUCUUCGCGGUAGUAAAGGACGAACCUUCGGUAGAUCCUAGGACACCGCGAAAAAGAAAAACACGACAUAGCAAUAAUCCCCCUGUUGAACAUCACGUUGGCUGGAUUAUGGACGUUCGGGAGCAUCGACCGCGUACAUAUUCUACGGGAAGUAGCACAGGAACAAGUCCAAAUGAAGGUUACCUUGCGAGUAGUUACGGAAGUGCACCACAAUCAUUACCAAUAUUUCAUCACCCGAGUCAUGCUCUUCUAAAAGAAAACGGUUUUACGCAGCAGGUCUAUCACAAGUAUCAUUCACGUUGCUUAAAAGAACGUAAGAGACUUGGAAUUGGCCAAUCUCAAGAAAUGAACACACUUUUCCGUUUUUGGUCAUUCUUCUUGCGGGAAAAUUUCAAUCGUACUAUGUACGAAGAAUUCAGGACUGUAGCCAAAGAAGAUGCCUCUGAGGGUUACCGAUAUGGUUUAGAAUGCCUUUUUAGAUUUUAUAGUUACGGUUUGGAAAAGAGAUUUAGACAUCACCUGUAUAAAGAUUUCCAAGUCGAAACGAUACAAGAUUACGAAAGUGGUCAACUGUAUGGAUUAGAAAAAUUUUGGGCGUUCUUAAAGUAUUAUAAACGCUCUGAUCAACUUCAAGUAGAUCUUAAAUUACAGGAGUAUUUGUCUAAAUUCAAGAGUAUCGAAGACUUUAGAGUGGUCGAGCCUCAAAUAAAUGAAAUGCUGCAAGCAUUUGCUGCAAACUCACGAUCUCAGGCCGCGAAGAGACGAAACAGAAGUGUGUCCGAAAGUGCAGGUGACGGUGAUGCUUCACCUACCAACAGAGUUCGUCGACUAUCUGGUGGUUCCAGUACCGUAACGUUGCCAACUUCAAAUUCUGAACAUAAUUCCGUCGCGCAAAAGUCUCGUGUGGACUCAGUGAAUCUUUCGCAGUUUCGUAACAGAGCCGAUUCGUUUGGAUCUGGACGAUUAGGCCAUCCUAGAAGACGGAACGACGCUGGUCCCUCUUUCUCGAAUAUUCAACGAGAUUUAAGUAAACAACAACAGCAAUCACGAAGCAAGCAAAAUUCCGGCUCAUGUACGAAAGCUCAAGAAGUGAGUGGCAAGUCUCAAAACGUCAUAAGGGAUCGUUUCCUGGCGAUCUCUAAGACCGAGCAGACGAAGUCGGCCACAAUCAAGACGGAUAGCACGUCGAUUUCUAAAAAAUGAGAUCAGCUUGAAAAUUGAUGGUGGCCUUAAAAGAAAUCUGAUUGUGCCUGAAGUUAAUGGGUUACAUCGAACUUCAUCCGAGUUUACUUUAGCCGGACGCCACCGAGGAAAUUUCAUCUGUCGAGUUUGAAUGCAUGAACUAAGGGAUUAAUUCAAUUUUUCAUUCAUCAUGUGAAAUUUUCUCAAAUUAUCGAAAGCUUAAGAAAAGUAGGGAGAGAUCAUUUAUACGUAAAGUGUAUAAGAUGUUUUAUAGUAGAACUAAUCAACGAUUACUCUUCGUAAAGUAAUUCUUUUUAAAAAAAAAAAAGGAAGCAUAUUUGCUUCUUUGACUUUGUUCUCGGAGAGACAAUAGAUUUCGUAACUAUUUCUGAAAAUUGGUGAUUUUUACAUGUGUUCAUAAGUUUCAUCAGUGAUUCCGUGAUAAUAUUAUUUAUGAGGUGUUGCUUUGUGCGAUAAGUCAAACGUUCCAUGCAAGUUGUUUCAAUUGUUUAAAAUCCGAAAAUUGUACCUAUUGAAAAAGCUCAUUUAAGUGAAUAUAACAGACGUAUAUUUUUUAAAAAUAUUAGACCCAAGGACCGUUUAUAAAUUCAUUUGUAAAUUAUUUGACACGUUACAAAUUAUAAGUGUGAUUUUUCAUCUACGCUGAAAAACAUUUAUACGAAGCAGGUUAUUUUUAUCAAGACUGUUGGUACAAUCUUUCAAACAAUAAUAUUAAACUAAUGUAAAGUGUGAAAUAGGGUUAAUGCUCCCUAUGUUCUCUAUGUACUUUCUGUUUCUUCCUCUCAUCGUCUUCCUUUUGUAUCUUUGCCAGAUCUGAAUUUCAACUGAAAGCUGAACCUUACCAACUGCUAUGUUACAAUUUGUUUUUCAAUUAUUUAUGAUUUUCUCAUCAAGUCAGUGAGCUUCAGAUCAGCUAUUUAGUUGGCAGUAUAUUUAAUCGAAUAUUUGUUGGCUCUUUAACUGAAUUAUAGUUAGACAAUUUUUAUAGAAUUGUACAGGUUAUCAUUAAUUGCGUGUCGAUUCUUGAAAAACCUAACCUCAUACUAAUUACAAAGAAAGGACGAUACCUGUCUUUAGGUGAUCAUUCUAGAGUUCCUACGUCCGUUCGAAUGACUUUUGUGCUUGCAAUGAGCAUUUGACACGUGCUCAAGUCCAAGAUGUUGUAUUAUUCUUUGUAACAGUGUUGCAUGAUUUGACAAGUAAAAAUUUAGGUAUUUUUUUAGUAGUGUUUUGAGGAAAUGUGUUACAGAUAAUUGUGUCUUUUUUUGUAUUUAUUAAAAAAUACAAAAAUUAUAUAUGUCCCUACGUAGUUUUAGGUCAAUCGUAUGAAUAUUUUCUACGUUGCAUUUAAGAGAUACCAUUAUUUUUACAUAGUCUAACUAUUUUUAAUAAUUUUCUUGAAAAACAUUCUUCGAAAUAAAUCGGUCGAAACCUAACAACCCCGUAAAUUGUACAUCACGUGUCUACUUAGAAUUUUUUAUAAUAUUUACACAUACGUUUGCAAUAACGAUUAUUCAGUCUCUUUUUUUACAAUUUCGAGUAAUUACGAAAUGUUUUCUUAUUUAUUUUAAAUCACGCGUCACUAUCAUAUAAGGUACAUCACGGAUAUCAAGCUACUUUUAUAUAUAAGAAAUACAAAUUCAAUUUUUUAACCAGCCACUUUCUAUGCUUUUAUGUCACUUGAUAUGUAUUCCUGCUCUUUUUUUCUUUUUCAAAGUGUUUCGUGAGUCAGUAUUUUAUAACUCACUCAAUAUACACAUUUUGACUUGGUUUUCUGUAAUUCGUACUUAAAACAUAUACAAAUUAAGACACGCGUUAGAAGUUUCUGAAUUUAUCUUCAAGUAAUUCCACGCUCCUUUGUCUAAUCUAUGUUUUCGUUGCAGAAAAUGAAGCGAUACUUUUCUCCUGAAACUAAAUAUUCGAAAGCUCAAUAGUUUAUCUUAAGGUUUUUCGCUCGCAGGUCCUUGCCAUUUUACAAACAUUUUCAUUGUCCCUAUAUAGGAUUACAGAAUUCAAAAUACCUGUAUUAAUAAAAUUGACAAUUUUUUAAAAAGUAAUUCGUUAAUAGGUCAUAAUGAAACGUAUAAAAUAAAAUCGAUAAAACGAUCAACUUAUAAAGGUAUUAACAAUAAGGAAAGCGAGUACGAUGAAAACGAAAGGAAACAAAGAUAACGUAAAAGAUGUUACAUACAGCAAUUUCGAACGGACGAAGAUCGAUUAGCACAAAGCAACAGAGACAAAGAGAAUAAACGCGAAAACGAAUACUAGAAAGAAAAAUAUGGUGCCAGGAACUAAGCUGUAGACGAACGAAGGGAACUUCAUAAUUAAAUAGUGAAUAUCUUAUGUACAUAGAACGUGUUCGUAGUCUAUUUUGCCAUUUCGUAUACAACGGCGUAGGAUUAAACUAAAACUAGUUUCUAAGCGAGUGAUUCAACUUAAACUAAAAAAGAGCGUAUCGCUAUAAUAAAAAAAAAAAGAUAUGACUGUAGGCUUAAUCGAAUUUAGAUUAGGAGUAACGAUAACUGUCGCUAGGAUUCGAUCGUCGUUCUUUUUCAACUUCAUUCUCCUUUGUCGUAAUUGGUUUUUCAAUUAAUCUUGUGCAUGUAUAUAUAUAUAUACACAUGUUUUUUGUUAUUUUUGUGUUAUUGUUUAGUUGUUUUAAUGUUUAAGCACGAUCGUGAAGUAAAAAAGAGAUUAUAUGUAUGCAUUUGCACGAUGACUGGACGUAAUCUGUUAUGACGUUCUUGUGAAAUUUGGGAAUUUAUCUCUCUUUAUCUUUGAAGUGAUCACGUUUCAGUGGCUAAUAGUAUAUAUACAUAAUAAAGAAUGAUUUUAUUUAA
Molecule: messenger RNA, 8031 nt
Organism: Bombus huntii
Lineage: Eukaryota; Metazoa; Arthropoda; Insecta; Hymenoptera; Apidae
Gene: larp
Product: la-related protein 1B
Exons: 18
Coding region: 1058-5191 (1377 amino acids)
Biological process (GO): positive regulation of translation; mRNA stabilization
Cellular component (GO): cytoplasmic stress granule; cytosol
Molecular function (GO): RNA cap binding
Source: RefSeq, a predicted model, not a curated record